AUGACGGUAGAGAUUGAUGAGAACCCAAGACUUGACAUACGAGAGGCAUUUUAUCUCCGUUUCAUCCGAUUAAGUCACAGCAGAUAUUUAGCAGGUGAUUUAGCUGUAAAGACAUUAAUUUUCGUGUCAACAGCUCAACUCCUUCGACCUCAAGAAAAGACAGGCACAUGGGCUUCAAUAUUCCCCAAUGAACAAGUUACAGAGCAGCAGUCUGCUUUGUUUGUGAAGAAGUUGCUGGCAGUGGCAAUUUCCAAUGUGACCUAUCUGAGGGCAAUAUUCCCAGAGCAUGCCUUUGGAGACAGGUGUUUAGAGGAUUUGAACCUGAAGAUACUGAGAGAUGACAGUUCAUGUCCUGGAGCAUGCCAAGUCAUCAAGUGGGUCAAGGGUUGCUUUGAUGCUCUGGACAAGAAAUAUCUAAGAAUGCUUGUGAUAGGGAUCUACCUGGACCCAGAUAACCCAGAGACUGUUAUAGAGUCAUACACCUUCAAGUUUUCCUACUCAGCAGAAGGAGGCAUCGAUAUAUACAGAAACAGCAGAAAAAUUUCCAGUGCAUACACUGCUGCUGAGACCAGAAAGGCAACAAUCCGUCUUUUGCGUACCAUUGUUGUACUGACUCAAACACUAAAAUCACUUCCUGACGAUGUAAUGAUGACUAUGAAACUAGUCUACUAUGAUGAAGUCACCCCUGCAGACUAUGAACCUCCAGGUUUUAAGGCAGCUGAGACUGAUGGAUUUAAAUUUGAUGAAGAGCCAACCAACAUCAAAGUUGGAGAUGUUGCUACUCCAUUCCACACUGUCAAAAUGCGUAUCAAGACUGACAGUAAGCAGUUUGAGAUGAAGGAAGACCCUGCUGAGGAGGAGGAGGAGGUCCAGGAAGUGUCUCAGGAGAUCUCCAACAACGGCCUUGAUAAUGAAGUCAUGGAUGUCAAUGACAAGACAAGGGAGACAAAUCCAGUGAAAAGGCAGUUGCCAGAAGAGGGUGAAAGGCUAGUGGAGGAUGUUCGAGUCCCCGAAAUUAGUCCUGCUAAACCAUCCCCUGCUGUUGACAACAAUUCAGCAGAGGUCAUGCCCCUCACAAGUGAAGUAGCUGCAGAUGAGUACAAAGUCCGAUGCCCAUGCGGAUGCAAUGAGGAUGAUGGGUUGAUGAUCAUGUGUGGUGUGUGCAAGUACUGGCAGCAUGGAGUAUGUUUCAUUAUAACGGAGGAGGAAGAUGCUCCAGAGGAACACAUCUGUGAUGUCUGCACCACAGGAGUGAAAAUAUGUACCGACCCUCAGCUGUCUGACAUGACUUCAAUAGCUGUACAGGCAACUUGUCUGUGGCGUCGAGCACUGCUGGCCUGCACUGACAUGAGUAGGGUGCUUGCUCCUCAUCUCGCUCGGCGACUCGGAAUUGAAAUCACAGUGGCACAGGGUCUCAUGAAUAGACUAGAGAAAGAGAAAUUUAUCAGAAAUCCGGGGAAGGGCAAGAAACUGGGAAAAAUAGUUGACAAGGCGUUGGUGAAGAAGGAAGGGAUUCAAAAGUACUUCCAGAAGAAAAAGACAAGAGGAUCUCAAGAUUUAGACAAAAACAAGACUACUGACGAACCCCACCAUAUUGAAGUAAAUGGGGUUGACAAAAAUAAGGACUCCAAGAAUGAGGUUGAGAUGUUGGUGGAAAAAACUGAGGGAAUGAACCUCUGUGGCAGAAGACUCCGGUCAAAAGAGAGUUCAAAGAGCAAGGAACCUGAAAUUUGCACAAUCACAAAUGUAGUGGAGUCUGACAGAAACAGGGGAAAGAAAAGAGCUUUCUCAAAAGUUGAUGAUUCAAAUGAGUUUGAGGUGUGUAACAGUCAGGACAUAGAGGAUUCCCACUGUGUUCAAGCAAAGAAGAAGAAAGCAAGUGUUGUUGCCAAAGCUAUCAUGGUGUAGCUGCUGCCCACCAUUGGGUUGUUGAUGUGACUCUAUUUGGUGCAAAGUUCAAUGAACAUUAAGUUGUUCGAGAUUUCUAUUCCUAUCCAGUAUUGUGAAUAGAAUCAGCCAUGUUUAAAUGGUAGAAAAGAAACUCAUUUUCAUUAAUGAGUUUGUAUUUCUACGACUUCAUUUUGUGUUUGUCCAACAAGAAAGUAAAAGUAGCCAGAGGUUGUACCAGUGAUCUCAAUAAUUGAUAAUACUGUUUAAUUUAAAAUUAACCAACAGAUCAAGAAGAGACAGAUUAUUGAUGGAGGACACAGUAACAGUCUAGACGUAUUCCAGGCAUUGGCCAGAGAGAGAGAAAGGCUCAAUUUGCAAAAACAUGUUAUUAAUAUCAAAUACAUCUUCUGUAAUAAAUCUUUUACUUUCAGAUGUUACAUUUUCUCGCCAUGAGACUAUUUUCUGGAAAUAACUUAUUAAACUGUAUCAAAUGUUGAGUGUAUUUUCCCAGUUGUCAAAAGUUAUUACUGGCCCUAAGUAAGGACAGUUGAUAUUUGCGCAGAAAUUCUGCUAAGUUACCCCCUUGUUAUCAUGCUUUGAUAAUUGUUAUAGCUGUUUAUAAAAAUAAAUACAUAUU
This is a messenger RNA of Haliotis rubra (blacklip abalone), 2527 nucleotides long. RefSeq names its product HORMA domain-containing protein 1-like. Bases 1 to 1908 code for a protein of 635 amino acids. Lineage: Eukaryota; Metazoa; Mollusca; Gastropoda; Lepetellida; Haliotidae. The record is from RefSeq and is a predicted model, not a curated record. The transcript has 22 exons.